CUGCAGUGCAGGUUGUACUCUACAUCGUGGAACAGACCUCGUCAGGUCAUGAUGUUGACACAAUGCUCUGGUCACUCUCGCAGUGCUCAGUGCUUUCCAAUUCCUGAAAGCCUCUUCGAGGAGGCUACUGUGCAACCUUAUGUUCACAACUGCUUUGUCACUGUGCACGAAGGGAGACACACCUAUCGAUUCUGCAUAUUCUUCAAACGACAUCUCCAUCUUAGAGCCAACUCACUCCUCAGCAGUGGUGAUCAUCAGUUCCGAGGUGACGUAGUAGUUACAAGGAUCGGAGUCAAAAACCCCUCUGUUGUUAACAUGCGAGGGAGAGACAAUGCACUUGCUGACUUCAUAAUCCACCAGUGA
Suillus plorans is the source of this 363-nucleotide messenger RNA. RefSeq lists its product as uncharacterized. The annotation marks the transcript as partial. The record is from RefSeq and is a predicted model, not a curated record. The transcript has a single exon. NCBI's taxonomy places the organism in Eukaryota, Fungi, Basidiomycota, Agaricomycetes, Boletales, Suillaceae.